AUGCGUCUAGGUACCAAUAAAAAGCUUAUAAGCUCGAACUGUUUUCGCCUGCUGGAGUUAGUGCGAGAAGUGCAAAAUGAUGUCGAAAUUGUGAAGCCAGUUUUAGAGGAGCUGGAAGUGAUUCGACUGAGCUGCUCGCUUGGAAUGCUAUCGUCGAUUUCAGCGAACGACUUUGAGGUAGAGAUGUUGGCAGCUGAAGAAUUCGAUGACGAUUUUGCUCUGUUUCUUCGAAUGGAGUUGUUCGGAGAAAACGAGAGAGCCAAAACUGACGGAGUCAAUUUAAUUUCUCUAUUUGGAAAGCAAGAAGCUGUUAGGUUUGAAUUUAUGCGACGUGGUGGUUGGUCCGACGAUAUGGAAAGUCAUCUGAAGACGGGUGACCAUGGAAUUUAUUGUGUCGCUCAACAGGAAAAUUCUCGUAUGUCUCUUACACUAUUUAGCUGGAUCCCUGAUAAUUUUUUUCAGAAGUCUCGACUGCGCGAUACGGCAACAUACGUGCUCCGAUUUUUGACAUGUCUCUGUCCUAAUAUGGUUUGCUGUCUGUCGGUUGAUGAUGUCGAGCUACUUGAUCGAGCGGUGAAGUCCAUGAAGACCACCAAUUUGGACGCAUGGAGGUCGUAUUCAGUCGCAUUUCAUGUCGAACGGCAAGAGGAGCAGAAGGAUGGUGUCAUUUGUGAGGAACUGGCAACAGUGUCGUUACCCGUAAAUUCUCCGACUGGGAAACCCCAGCUGCUGAAGGGAAGCUAUCCUGCUUAUUCUGUCGUAGAACCAGCUCCAGCGACGAAACGCACGAUAGUCGAACAUCGUACUUUUGGAAAUAUGAAAGACUUUGCAUCAUGGUUGAUCGAAGAGGCUCAUCAACGUACUGUGCAAAUAGACUGGAUGGGACUUGUUCCCAAAAGCUUUCGCCAAGUGUUACUAGAGACCGCUGAACAGUUGCCUAUAGUGGAGCUGAAGAAUGUUCGUGAAAUGGUGGAGCGUAGUCGACAAACAUUAGUGAAGCAAGCUAGCGAGGAAGUCCAAAUGCUUAUUGAAGAAUACAGGGCGGCUCUUAUCGACCACGCAGAGAAAUUGUUUGAUCUGGAUGUAUUGUUUAAGGUUGUAAAGGGGGAACCUGCUUUCGUGACUCUGAAUCAUUUUGUGCGAGAUAUGAAAUCCCAGCGCAGCAUUUGGAAUGACCUUGAUCAAACGACUCAAAUGACGCUUACUUUUCCAUGUCGGCUUAAAAAACAGAUUAAAUCAAUAGCGUCCAUGUUCCGUGAUCAUGGUAACGAUGACGAAAGUGACACAUUUUUGGCAACAUUUAUGAGUCAGCAUAUUACUGGUGAUGAAGCUAUAGCUGAAGCUUCUAGCGAUGGCAUAUUUAAACGAACAUUGAAACACCUUGGAAAAAUUAUAACACAAGACCAAGACCCGGUGCUUUUGUCAGAUGAGUUUCGCAUGUCCAUAAAGAAACCUUUGACUUUAGCUCGUGAGACCUGGUUUUCGUCUGUAGAAAAAGUUCUUAAAGUUGCUGAAACCGCUUUAGUAAAAAAGUAUUGCGAUGAUAAUGAGAGGUCACUUCAGCAGGUGCAUCAAGAUGAUGAACACAAAGUGAUUUGUGAUGCUUUCGAAAAGUUACUUUUUUCCUGGCGUACACAACACGAAGAUAACCUUACGACAACUAUUCGACCUCGUUUUCGGUUCUCGAUGAUUUACUGUAAUCUCGAGAAAGAGCACUGGGAGCCUGCUACGGACCAACUUAAAAUCAUAAAGCUAACGCACAGUGACGGUGAACGAUUCGAAGCCAUUAAGUUGGGCACACAUCGUUUGCCUCGGGGGGAAAAAGUUCUGAAAUCAUUUUCAAUAAAAAAUCACUGUAUUGUGUUGGUGACAACGUCUCCGAACGGUACGACGGUAAGUCGGGUAAAUUUUCCGCUUCAACGAAGGAGUCACGAGUGGGAGGUUGGGGUGGUAAUGUCUGAGCGUCAUUUUGGUCGAUCUGCAUCUCUGUGUGACUUGAAUGUCAAAGAGCGACUUAUCGCGUUUGUCGAGGAAGGUGGUCGGGUGGUGUUAUACCGUUUCAAUGAAACCUUUUCAAAACUUGAACUCUACAAACAGAUUGAAUUAUCUUUGCGAACGUCGCUGAAGCUUCCAGUCACUGAUGUGCUAUUAGCGGACGAAUUUUUUUACGCAACCGAUUCAGAGGGGCUCAUUCAGUCUGUAAAUAUAAGAAAUCAACAAUCGUCUCGGGCUACACUUAUUCAAACAUCAGGACCUGACACGCAUUCUUUGUUCGCAUCGGCUGACAGUUCAGUGCUGUGUUUUUUGGGAUCAAAAGGACGUACAAACUCGGCUGAAGACAGUUACUGUGCAGAGUUGUAUGCCGUGGCAAGUGAAGACUUUCGCAAUGUUCCUGUGACUUUUAUUGGAGAUGUAGUACCCCGAUCGAAAGCCCUGCUUGGCCAAAUUUUCAAUGACUUACUUUUAAUUGUGAAUGAGGAGAGGACUGUGUGUGUAUACCGCCUUGCAGUGACUGUAAGAAGUGAGUCAUUUCAAAUCCAGCACUCGAAGGAGCACUCGGUCAAUGGUAGUAAAACGAAUGCUUCGGGUGGUAAUGAUACAGAUCACUGGUUACGAGUAUUUUAUCAUACAUAUGAAAAGUUUCCCGUGCGUGGCUUGAUCCAAGGUGUUGACGAUACCAGAUCUACAAUUAAAUUGCAGAUAACGUCUAUAGCAGAUAUGACUGAGCAAGAUAAAGACAGCUGCCUCUCCUUUUUCCAAAAUUUGAUGCGAGAUUUGCGAAAGUUGAACAAACCUUUGUGUGGAAUGGAUCUUGCGCGAAACCUGGCAUUCGUGACAGAUGUUUUACGUGUUCAUAUUGCUCCACAACCCGCUCGAGAAUUUGUAUUGAAUCUGAUAACGUUUGUUCCGAUACAAAUCUGUCGAGCCGAAGCAAAUUCACUUACGGUCAUGACGAAUGGCAAGGCGAAUUCAAUAAAUUCUCAAGCGCAGAAACUACACGCCGUUGACAUUGCACGCUCUAUUCGAUUUGGCUUAAUCUCGCCAUUGCUUGAGUCGUGGCAAGGUCGAUGUGUUGUGAUCACUUCAAUGGGAAAGCAGUCAACAGGCAAAAGUUAUCUGCUUAACCAUUUGACCGGAUCAUCGUUUGCCAUUGCUGGAGCUCGUUGUACUGACGGAGCUUGGAUGUCGAUUCGAAUUCUACCCAACCAAGUUCUUUUAGUUGUUCUUGACUUUGAGGGCCUCGGUUCCUUCGAGCGGACGGAACAAGAAGAUGUAUUUCUCUCAGUCCUUAAUGCAUCGAUAUCUAUGUUCACAAUCUUCCGUAUGGAAAUGCGUUUUGACAAAGAGAUUGAUGACUUAUUUGCUCGAUUUCAGAAAGGUGUGGCCUUGAUUAAGGGUGAUCCAACGCUUUUUCGAGGUAAAUUAUACAUGUCCGUUAAAGACGUGAAUCCUAAUGAUCAAAAGGGAGUGCUGGAUGAGUUCUUCGUUAAGUUUCAAAAGCUGGUUGGUGCAAACAAAGAUAGCAACUUUUUGCUGGAUAUGUAUUCUGGGCAGUUGGAUAUCAAUUGUUCUCCACCAUUGGGUACAGUAAGCUACUACCAGUCACUGAUGCACGCUCAGAACUAUAUCGAAAUGUCAUUGUGUGGAGUGAACAACGUAGGCUUUAGAAGCGGAAAGACUUUUUUAGAUUGCAUCCGAUUGGUACUUGCCAAAAUCACGAUUCUUGAUUGGACGUCGCUAGACGAAAGUGCGAAGCAGUUUCAGUUGUCCGAAAUCACAUCCAAGUUGUCAGGCCUUUUAAGAACUGGGUGUCUCAUUCCGCAGGAGUAUGUCCAGAGAAAUGAAGACGCGCCCUCAUAUUUAAAAGAGAAAAUUGCUGAGACUGGCAAUGGUGAAGUGAUCAAUGUCGACGUGAAAACAUUAUGUGACGAAUAUCUAGCUCUUGGUGAAAAGUGGAAACGGUUAAAUAAUUCUAUUGAUCUUGACUUAAUUAAUGACUGGGAUAUUGAUUUAGGCUUCGACUGCUGCUCUUCAGAAGAUAAUACCAUUUCAGAAGUGCACACCGCAAUUAAGCAGCUUUUACGAAUAUUCUUAAGAUCGAACACGAGUAUCCAGGGUGGCAAAGUUCCUCGAGGAGUCGAAGUCGAUUUUGACGCAUUCUUGUCAUUCUUUGUUCGGCGUCGCAAGGCCCGAAUUUCCAUCUAUGUGAAGCAAAUACUUGGCGAUCGAAUGCCUGAAGAAUGGACAAAUAUUGAGCAACAGUUUUUAGGUCGAUUUCAAAUUCUUUUCUCACGCUGUCAAAGCCAUUGUAACGAAUGUCAUCUUGGAUGCAUGAAAGCUGCUGCGCAUUUGGAGCCAGCACAUCAUAGUUGCGGAGGGAAUCAUAUUUGCGGUGGUCGCUGUGAGUACUGCGACAGCAGUGAGAACUGCGGCAAGACUCCACCUUGCGACAAAGAAGCUGGCCACGAAGGCAAAUGUGAGUGCCGUGAUGGAGAUCAUACAUGCGGGCGAAAAUGCUGCAUGGAUAGAUCGCCUAAUUGUGGAAGAAAGUGUUCGUUAAAGCGAGGCCACUUAGAUUUGCACAAGUGUGACGUGGUCGUCCACACUUGUGGUCAAAAAUGCUCCGCCAAAGGCUGCUCAGGUCGUUGCAUUUUAGAUGUGGAAAAUUCUCAUACUGCUCAUAAAUGUGGCGAAGAACGCUGUAUGCAAGAAUGUGUUAUGGAUGGAUGCAAUGAAGUCUGUGGUGUGUUGGAUCAUUUUCACGGCCAAGAAGACGUUUCAGUUGUGUUUUCGGUAGAAAACAGUGAUGAGAAAGAGUCACGUACAUUUGACGCCGUUUCUGAAACUCCGAUUGUCCACAUGUGCACAAAUGGACAUGAGUGCCAAUCCAUGUGUCAAGAGAACGGGAUCUGCAAAGUGGAUGUUUUUCUCAAAAAGUCGUCGAAGACUUUUACGGGUGAUCGUGGCAGUUUUCAGUUUAAUUUUCAGGAGAUGAAUGGUGCUCGAAAGAAAUGCACUAAACUGCUAUCCAGUGGUCAGAUGAUACAUCAGGGUCCACAUUCAUGUAUCUGUGCACAAAAUGACCAAGUGAAAAAAGAUGUUAUACAUUAUUGCGAUGUGCGGUGUCCAUGCUGCAGCUAUUUUUGUCAAAAGAGCUAUGGUCACCAUGGGGCGCAUACGACAUCUCACGGCAAUAUGCGCAAUACGUUCUUCUUAUCAGACACCCAGGAUAUUGAUAUUGAGGAACGCAAGUAUAAAACCGGCGAGCUGGGCAUUGCUGAAAUGUGCAAUUUAUACUGUUCAAAAAUGGGUCGUGAGCACGUGCACUAUCUUGAGUGCGAGCAAAGUAGUGAAGCCCAAUGCAUAUACUCUGGAAGCGCUUCCGAUCAACGUCGUCACUGCAAGCGAGCGCUGGAGCCAAAGCCAGACAAAGAAAUGGAUGAGGUACUACAUAAAAAAUUCUGGGAACACUUGGGUUGGGAGGAUCCGUGCACGUCCAAAAUGGAGCUGGAACUCUUUGGCAAAUGUGGCUACAAGUGCGACGCUCCCGACCACGAUGAUCAACCGUCGUAUUGUGUUCUUCCUGCAUGGCACAAUGCUCUGCCAAAGUCGACGUCUGGUUUUGAUGGAUUUACGUAUGUGAAGGGACACAAGUUUGAAUGUUCACACCUUGCAAGCGGUGGAAAAAUGCACCACGUGUUUGUUCUAGAUUGCUCAGGCUCAAUGCAAGGACAGCCUUGGAGUGACCUCAUGGGUGCAUGGAAGGAGUAUGUGUACAACCGCAUCUCAGGCGGAUCUACUUCGGACUUAGUGUCGGUCGUCACAUUUGACAAUUCAGCACAAAUCGUUUACGAGGCUCAAUACAUCACGAUGAUGCAAAAUGUUAACAUUCCAUAUCGUGGUGGAGGAACGAAUUAUGCCGUUGGACUGCGAUGUGCAAACGAGGUGUUGUCCAGGGUGAAUUUCGAGGAAUUUAAACCAGCGAUUGUAUUCUUUAGUGACGGACACCCGAUUGAUCCGCUUGAGGGUGAACGACUUGCAAUGCAUAUCAAAGGGUGUUACGAAAGGAAUGGGCUGCAAGCAUUUGCUGUGGGCUUCGGAAGCAUUAAUCUGAACAUGUUGGAGCGAGUGGCAGAAAAGUUGGGGGGCACUUAUCAUCACGUUCUCACUGGAAAUGAAUUAAAGACAACAUUUUUUACGAUAUCGGCAUCCUUGAGCACUCGAGUGGGUCUUGCCUUGGCGAAACCAGACCAUGAGCGAAAUUGCGUGAUAUGUGGACAAGAUUUGGCAUCGGGUGAGACAGUGAAAUUGGAGACAUGCAAACAUGAGCUUCACAAAGUUUGUUUGGAUGUGCUGGAGCGCAACGCCAAGCAGGACAGUGAAGUCGCUCAUUGUCCGUCUUGCCGCCGCGAAAUUUCCUUUCAAAAGGCUUAA
Molecule: messenger RNA, 6435 nt
Organism: Plasmopara halstedii
Lineage: Eukaryota; Oomycota; Peronosporomycetes; Peronosporales; Peronosporaceae
Exons: 1
Coding region: 1-6435 (2144 amino acids)
Molecular function (GO): GTPase activity; GTP binding
Source: RefSeq, a predicted model, not a curated record